Messenger RNA from Dovyalis caffra, 165 nucleotides. The record is from the annotation of a GenBank genome assembly. Lineage: Eukaryota; Viridiplantae; Streptophyta; Magnoliopsida; Malpighiales; Salicaceae.
AUGGAGAGAGUCCAUGAAGGAGAAGAUGGAGGUGGUGGUGAUGAUGAUGUGGGAUUUUCGGAGAAAUUUUCAUAUAUAAUGUUGGAGAUAUACCAAGUCGAGCUACUAAGAGAGUCCAAUAAGAAGAAGAUGGAGGUGAUGGUGAUGAUGAUGAGGGAUUCUUAG